Messenger RNA from Closterium sp. Naga37s-1, 2136 nucleotides. Lineage: Eukaryota; Viridiplantae; Streptophyta; Zygnematophyceae; Desmidiales; Closteriaceae. The record is from the annotation of a GenBank genome assembly.
AUGGCCCUGGAUUGGCUCAAGACUUCUCUUCCUUGGGUAGAUAAAAACGAUUCUGACGAUCACAAAUUUGCUGGGCAGGCGAUCCGAUCUCCAGGUUCUGCCUCGCGAGAAACGGGGUUUACGAACCAGCCCUUUUCAACGAUUUUGACACAAGGAGGAGACGGUUUUGACCUAACCCUCCCUGUCGCGCGGUUGACGGGGAGGCUCGGUCCCCCUUCUCCACGGCCCGCUUCACCCCCGAUAGUGCCACGCUCGUUAUCAUCUCCCUCGCUAUUAGCCUCGAGCAGUCCAUUGAAGGUUUCGCCGUCUUCCGCUACCAGUGAGUCGGCGUUAAAUCCCACUGGAGUAGCGAACGUCACCCCAGCAGUUCAACAAGCAGCAGCAGGCUCGGCAACAGGCUCGGCAGCUGCGAGGCCGAAAACGGCUGGUUCGGGAAGAGCGAUGGCGUCGCCGCCAGGGACACCCCCGAGCACGUGGAGGGUUCGAUCGCGUGAACGAAUGGCGGUUAGAAAAGCUAAAGGGCUGAUCGGAGCCGCUCAUGAGAGCCCCGAGUGGCUGAUGGAUCUGGGCCGUCGGAUGAACAUCCCAUUCGAUCUACUGGCAGUAUUUUCGGACAAGUGUCAGCUACCCACUCCCCGGCACCCCUCCGCGUCUUCCACGGACCCUCGCUCCGCGCCGACGCCCGAGUGCGUGCAAGCGGCGCACCUAAUCAACCACACCGUGGAGACCCGCCUCUCGUCCUCCUCCUCGACUGCAGCGGCGGAAGUGGCGGCAAUGGCGGAGCGUGGCGCCUCUGCAGCCGCGGCUGCAUCCGGUGGCACGAGCGCUCCUGCUCCUGCUGCUUUUGCCGGUGCUGAUCCUCCAGUUGCGGCGUCAAGAGGCGUAGGUGUGACUGUGCUAGGAAGUGCUACAACAGGGGCCGCCGCAGGAGGAGGAGGAGCUAACGGGGGAGGAGUCGUGGCUUUAUCUAGCUCUACGAAGGAACAGCAGCCCGUUGCUGCCACUGCGGCCAGGACCUAUAACCCCGAUAGUCGCUCUCCCGCUAUUAGAGCAGCCCCGGUCCCAAGGCCCGCGGCUAGGGCACCAGCGCCAGCGCCAGCACCCGCUGCGACUGAGAGAUGGGGAUGGGGAAAGAGCAGCAGCAGUAGCAGCAGGGGGUUGUGGGGCAGGAUAAAUAAGGGAGCGGGCAAGAAAGACGCGAAGAAGAAGGUGCAGAAACUGCCAGAGGCAAGCAGGGCGGAGCGAAACUCGAUCAUGGACGGAACCCUAGUCCCGGCCAGUCGCGCGGUCAACCCGCCCAUGUCCCGCAAUCCCAUGUUCGAGCCCGUAGGCGCGUCUAAGAGGCGCGCGGCGAGGCAGCCGGGGCUGCGCGUGCCGAUGUGCAUCAAGACGGUGAAGGUGCAGAUCGGGGAUACGCUGGCGGAGAUUGCCCAGAACCACCGCACGUCGAUUCGGGACCUGCAGAGGUUGAACAAUCUUCGGUCGGAUUUUAUUGUUGAGGGCGACACGCUCAUCGUCUCGUGCUCCAACCAGCGUCGUUACGUACCAGAGCUCAGGCCUGGCAUUCGCCGGACCUGUCGCCCCCUCUUUUCCCCGCUCUCUCCAUCAUCGACUUUGCCAAAGCUGCCCGCAAGGCUUGGCGUGGGAGGUCCGGCAGCAGGCACCAUUGUGAAAGCGGGCUCAGCAGCAGGGGGACGAGUUUCUCUGCUAGAAGGGCGGUGGAGGCGGGGCCCCAAGGGCUUCCCCAAGUCGAUGGACGGCUGGCUGCGAUUCAACUGCCCUGUCGUGGACGGCUUCGUCAGCAGUCCCUUUGGCUGGCGAUGGGGAUCCUUCCAUGAGGGCGUGGAUCUAGCAGCGGAGUUUGGGGCGCCAGUGCUGGCGUCAGACAAGGGCGUCGUGACGUUUGCAGGCUGGAGCGGAGGGUAUGGCAAGCUGGUGACAAUAGCACAUGACAACGGUUUCACAACUCGUUAUGGCCACUGCUGCAUCAUCAAUGCACGGGUUGGGCAGCGAGUGGCAAGGGGGCAGCAGGUGGCGUGUGUGGGGGCAACCGGGCGAGCCACCGGCCCGCACUUGCACUUUGAAGUCCGCAAGAGAGGGGAAGCGUUGGAUCCGUUCAAGUGGUGCAAUCUAUGA